Messenger RNA from Trichomonas vaginalis G3, 5454 nucleotides. Its product is annotated as spectrin binding. The record is from RefSeq and is a predicted model, not a curated record. Bases 1 to 5454 code for a protein of 1817 amino acids. Lineage: Eukaryota; Parabasalia; Trichomonadida; Trichomonadidae. The transcript has a single exon. Gene Ontology annotation, molecular function: protein binding.
AUGCUUGGAUUGAGCAAGAGGAAGUUCAACGAAGCUGUUUUUAAUACUGCAUCGACAGCCCCUGCAAUUUUUUUCACUUUCUUGGUUGAAAAUAAAUUUAAUUUUAAUUAUGUUGACAAGAAAAAAAAUAAUCUAUUUCACAUAAUUGCAGCAGCCGGAAAUAAAACACUUUUGCCUAAAAUUGCCGAGAAAAUAUCCAUUGAUUUACAAAAUAAAAAUGGGCAAACGCCUUUACAUAUAUCAGUAAUUAAUAAUCAUGUAGAAUUUGUUAAAGAACUACUUAAGUAUAAUCCAAAAUUGCUAAAAGACAGGACAAAUAACAAUCCGUUUCAAUACGCAAAAUUACGACAAAACGAAGAGCUUAUAGAGAUACUUUCUCAAUAUCAGGCUUCACACAACAAUGUUGUUAUUGAUGAUUCUAUGCCAAAUCAAGAUUCAAACGAAAAUUCUGAUGAUUCUUCAUCUUCAAAUUCAGAUUCUGACUCAGAUAACUCAUCAUCAAAAAAUACAAAUGGAUCAGCUGGUGAUUCAUCCGAAAAUAAUCAUAAUCAGAACGAUUCCAGCGAAUCUGACAAUUUAAAACAUCCAAAACCCAGAAAGAACUCAAAACGAAAGAAAAGAAACGCCUCUAUCGAUGAAGGCAAUCAAAUGUCGAUGAUGUCGUCUUACGCUUUCGAUAUUUCAGAAGAAGUCCUUUAUCAUCCUCCCGUAACUCACAAAGAGAACAUUUACAAGAUAGAUAGCACUACAUUAGAUUCCUCCCAUCUACCUACUGAAAUGCCAAGCUUUAAUUCCUUAUUAUUAGAUUCAGCUCCAAAUACAUCGGCUCCUAACAUGUUAGACAACCAACAAGGAAGUAUUCUCAUCACAAAUGUUCGGAAUUCUCAAAUUGCUGACUCACAACCCAAUUUUGGCCCAUUUAUGAAAACAAAUUCUUCAAACUCUUCAUCAGAUUCGGAUUCAACAACAAAAGGAAAGGUGAGAAAACAUAGACACCUCAAAAAUGAUAAAAAUGAAUCAAUUUUGGCCGAACAAGAAACUGAAUCUGAUUAUUACGUAACUGCAGAAGAUAAUGGAGAUUCCAAGGAUAUAAUUGAAGAUUCUACAAGAACAGAGGACACAAAAGAGGAAGAAAAACAAAUUCCUGAAACUCCAAAAUCGUCAUCAGAUUCAGAACCAGAAAAAACCGACCAAGAACAACCAGAACUAACUCAUUCUUCACCAUCUAAACUAAUGGAGAUAAAUCCAACUUCUCCUGUCAAAAUUUCAGAAAAUAAUUAUUCAAAUAACGAGAAAAAUGAUAAAGAAACCUCUGAUUCAAGUUCACAUUCAUCAUCAGAAGAAAAACAGAAAUCUGAUGAAGAAAAACAACACAGUUCUGAGUCUUAUCCAUAUUAUGAUGAUGAAAACAAAGAUAAAGAGAAAGAAAAUGAGAAACAACACAGUUCUGAAUCAUAUCCUUACUCAAAUGAAGAAGAAGACAAAGAAAAACAUGAUUCCGAAUCAUAUCAAUAUUCAAAUGAUGAAAAUAAGUCAUCAAAAGAAAAACAAGAUGAAAAUGAAAACAAAUCAAAGAAAGAAACAUCUUCAUCUGAUUCUUCUUCUGAUGAAGAAGAAAAACAAUUAGAUUUAAAGGAAACUGAUGAAAAUAAAGAAGAAGAACAUAAAGAAACAGAUGAAAAACAAUUAGAUGAAAACAAAGAAGAUAGUAAAGAAAAGGAAAUUAAAAAUGAAGUGGAAAUUCCAGAAAAUGACAAAAAGAAGAGUUCAUCAUCUUCAAGUUCAGAUGAUGAAAAUAAAGAAGAAAAGGCUGAAAAAGAAACAACAGAAAUUAAUCAAGAAACUCCCAAAAAAGAAAGUUCUUCUUCAUCUUCUGAUGACAAAAAUAAAAAAGAAAACGACCAAAAACAAGAAAAAGUAGAGAAUCAAGAAAAUGAAAUUAAAAUUGAAGUUAAAACUCCAGAAAUUGAUCAAACAACUCCUAAAAAGAAGAGUUCAUCAUCUAGUUCUAGUUCAUCUUCCUCAGAUGAAGAAAACAAGAAAGACAAAUCACCUGAAAACAUUAACACUCCAAAGAAAGAAGAAAAUCAAAUUAAAGUUGAAGUUGAAACUCCGGAAAAUAAUCAAGAAACUCCCAAAAAUAAGAGUUCUUCAAAUUCAUCUGAUGAUGAAAAUAACAAAGAAAACAUGAAAACUCCAGAAAAUAAUAUUGAAAUCAAAGUUGAAACACAACAAAAUGAUCAAAUUACUCCUAAAAAACAGAAUUCUUCAUCAAGUUCAUCUUCUUCAGAUGAUGAAGAAAACAAAAAAGAAAAUGAAAUCAAAGUUGAAGUUGAAAUUCCUAAAAAGAAGAGUUCUUCAAGUUCUUCUUCAGAUAAUGAAGAAAACAAGAAAGAUAACAAUCAAAAACAAGAAAAAGAAGAGAAACAAGAAAAUCAAAUUAAAAUUGAAGUUAAAACACCAGAAAUUGAUCAAACAACUCCUAAAAAGAAGAGUUCAUCAAGUUCAUCUUCCUCAGAUGAAGAAAACAAGAAAGAGAAAUCACCUGAAAACAUUAACAAUCCAGAGAAAGAAGAAAAUCAAAUCAAAAUUGAAAUAGAAACUCCAGAAAAUAACAAAGAAAUUCCUAAGAAAAAUACUUUAUCUGAUGAAGAAAAUAACAAAGAAAACAUGAAAACUCCAGAAAAUAGCAAAGAAACUCCUAAAAAGAAGAGUUCUUCAUCAAGUUCCGGUUCUUCUUCUUCAGAUGAUGAGAACAAGAAAGGAAACAAGAAAAACAAGAAAGAAAAGUUCCACACUCCAUCAAGAGAAACCACUCCAAAAGGAUCUCCUGUAUUUGCUAGAUCAAGAGGAAUUGAUGAUGACAAUCCAUUCUAUGACAUUGCCAGACGUCCUCUUCCAUCUGACAGUUUUAUUUCUCAAUCAGAAAUGGAUUCGGACAUAGAAGUUGUUGAAGUUUCAACUCCAGAAAAAUCAUCACAACCAGAAAAAAUUCCUAAAUCUUGUCCUCCGAAUAAUCUCAAUGAUAAUGAUUCAAUUUUAAUUGGAAACCAAAAUUACCAAGAGAACAACUUAUCUCCUAAUGUUGAUGUUGUCGAAGUUUCCACACCAAUUCCUAAGAAAACAAAAAGAAAACCAAAAACUUCGACAAAGAAAAAUAAAAAGAAAUUCAAAAAAUCAGUCAAAAUUUCACCAAAAGAUCAGAAAAACAACGAAAAAACAGAAGAAAAGAAAGACCAAUCCAUGAAGAAGAAAAUCAGAUCCAAAUCAUUAAAUCCAAAUACAAAAUUGUUCAAAUACAAGAAGAAAUCAAAUUCUCCAUCUCCAAAACGCCAAAAAUUCUUGGCAGGGGAAAUAUUUAUUUGUAUUACGAACAAUGAUGUCAAUACCGUCAAAGAUUAUAUGUCAAGGAAGAUGAAUCACAAUGAAUACAAUGAAUAUUUACAAACACCAUUGAUAUUUGCUACAUUGCAGAACAAUAUUAAAUUAGUUUCUAUUCUUUGUUCAAAAGAAACAAUUAAUAUUGGUGACAACAAAGGAAAUUCAGCAGUUUUUUAUGCUGUCAAAAAUGAAAAUUCACAAAUUGUUCAUAAACUUGUAAACAAAGGUGCAAAUGUUUCAUUGGAAAACUUUUCAAGUGAAACAGCUUUUGAUGUUGCACGAAGAGUUAAUAACGAAGAAAAUCGAUUUAAACUACUCUAUGAGUUGAGUUUAGGAUUGUUUAAUACUCAAUGGCAAUUUUUGUUGUUUAUUCAAAAUAAUCCAACAGUUUUUGAAAAAUAUCAAAAAGAAUAUUUGUUGAAAACAAUCUUGAAAGACAAAUUUGAAAUUCUUGUUUUGUUGAUCGAAAAGAAAGUUGACAUUAAUGUUGAAUUAGAAAAGAUGAAUGCAUUACACAUUUGUCUUAUUGUUGGUUCAUUGAAAUGUGCCGAAAUCUUGUUGAAAUCAGGUGUCAAUCUUAAAACAAUUGAUGGAAUCAAUGAAAUCGAACGAGAAUUGAAUUCUACGAAAUUCAAUGAAAAAAUCUUGAAUUUAAUUGUCAAAAAAUAUGAACAAAAAUGUAUUGAACUCAUCUCUAAACCAGAAGAAUUCAAAUCAUUUGUUCCUAAUAUCAUUGUUGAAUUCCCAUGUGGAUAUUACAUUUUGGCACAUUGUAUCAACAAACUUUCAUUAGAAUGUGUUCAAAAAAUGAUUGAAAUCGGAGUUGAUUUUAAUUUAGUUUCUGAGAAUGGAUAUUCAUUGUUACAUUAUUGUACAAUGAAAGAAAACUUAACAGCAGACGAAAUCAAGAAAAUGCUUGAUAUCAUUGUAUAUUUGAAAUCCGUUGGAUUGCGAUAUGACGAGAAAGAUGAUUUUGGACGAAUUCCCUUGCAUUAUGCUAUUAAAAAUAGAUAUACAUCAUUAGCCGCCGAAGUUUGUGAAAAGAAAUUGUUGUUUACUAAAGAUAACGAUGGAUUUCGAUGUAUUGAUUAUUGUAAUGAUGAAGAAACGAAACGAUUUCUUGAAUUUGUUUUGCAAAAGUUUAGUAAUGACAUCACGAUUCCAGAAGAGAAUUUUGAAAUAUUGUUUAAUUUCGUCAAAGAAAACAAGAAUUAUACGAAUGAUUUAGUUCAUGCAGUCAUUGGUCGUAAAUAUGAUAAGAUAUUAGAAUACAUGCUUCAGAAUGAAUUGAAUCCUGAUGCAGUUGAUGAAGAAGGAAUUCCAUUGAUUUGUUUUAGUUCUAUUCAUAAGUCUUUUGAAUGUUUGAAAUUGUUAGUAAUUUAUGGAUGUUUUGUUGACAAAAAAGACAAAGAAGGUAAUACAGCACUUCAUUAUGCAUCGAAGAACAAUGACCUUGAGAUAGUUAAAUUUUUAGUUGAAUGUGGUUCAUUGUCACAUAAAAACAAAAAAGGAAAAAUUCCAAUUGAAAUGACGAAAGACGAACAAAUCAAAAUUUUAUUAGAAAAACAUUAUCAUCUUUGUGUUUACAUGAAACAUAUAUUUGAUAAGAAAUAUGAGAAACAUAUUCAUUAUUUCAUUGAAGAUUUCUCAUUUGUCUUUUUGUCGAAAGUAUGCCGUGAUUCACGUACAGACAUUUUGAGAUAUUUCCAACAUAAAUACAAUGCAAAUCUUUUACAAACUAAUCCAUUUGGUACUAAUUUACUUCAUGUCAGUUGUAUGUGUAAAUCCGAUAUAUCAGUUGUGAAAUAUCUUGUUGGACAUGGAGUUCCUGUUAACUCUGUAACUAACCUCAGAUUCUCCGCACUCCAUUUCUGUUGUUUAUCUCGCAAUGUUUCUGCAGCAAAAUAUUUGAUUUCUUCAAAUAUUGACAAAAACAUAACUAACAACAAAGGUCAAACCGCUCUUGAUAUUUCAAAAGAAUUGAUGUUCGAUGAUCUUUAUGAUAUCCUUGUUGAAAUACAAUCUAAAGAUCGAAAACACCAUCGCGAUAGUAAGGUCAAAUUACCUCAAUAA